UCUAGUGGCGAUUCAUCUAUAUCGUGUUGAAAAAGAGAUUAAAUGAAUAAACAAAAUCAAAGGCAACAAAUAAGAAUGAAAGGCACUAGUACGAUUUUCUUCAUUUCAUUCGUGCUCAUGGCGAAUCUUCAAAAUAGCGAAGGUAAAAGAAUGUCCCUUGACGAGGUGAAGGAAGCUCUAUUACCAUUACAGAAGUAUUGCAUUGAUAAAGUGGGCACGGAUCCAAAGAUGAUCGAUGAUGCAGCCAAAGGUAUUUUCGCAUCCGAUUGGAAAUUUCAAUGUUACUUUAAGUGUGUACUGCUAAAUACAAAAAUUAUGAAGGAUGACAAGAUAGUAGAAAAAGCUUUAAAAAAUAUCAUAGAAACCAUGUUAUUGGAAGAAUAUAUACCACCUGCUAUGAAAGCAAUGGAACAUUGUCUAUCAAUUGUAAAAAAAUUUAAAGGAUGUGAAUUAGCAUAUGAAUUAGCUAAGUGUGGUUACGAUUACGAUAGUUCUGCGAUUUCAUUUUUCUAAAAGAUAUUUCUUUCAAUGGAUAUUCUUCAUUUGGAUAAUUAUGGGAACAAUUUUGGCUUAUUUUAUAUAAGUCAUGUAAGGAAGCCAUUUCAGAAUGAUUAUACAUUACGAAUAAGAUUGAGAAAUGUUUCCAAAUAUACAAUACGUUAAAUAUGUUAAUUGUAUAUGACAAAAUAAAAAUUGGAAAACAUUAUUAACAUUAA
Molecule: messenger RNA, 716 nt
Organism: Atta colombica
Lineage: Eukaryota; Metazoa; Arthropoda; Insecta; Hymenoptera; Formicidae
Gene: Obp6
Product: general odorant-binding protein 72-like
Exons: 6
Coding region: 43-513 (156 amino acids)
Molecular function (GO): odorant binding
Source: RefSeq, a predicted model, not a curated record